Molecule: messenger RNA, 483 nt
Organism: Hyaloscypha bicolor E
Lineage: Eukaryota; Fungi; Ascomycota; Leotiomycetes; Helotiales; Hyaloscyphaceae
Exons: 1
Coding region: 1-483 (160 amino acids)
Source: RefSeq, a predicted model, not a curated record
AUGUGGGUCAAGUACGUGGCUGUGACGCUCGAAUACACGGUGGGGCAUGAGCACAAAGACAAUGGCGACCCGGUGCUCGAAAAGUUCGAUAUCAGGUUGCAAGAGCUUCAGAGCUGGAGACGACGCAGCAUGAUCUCUCGGCAGAAAGUACAAUCGGUCCUCAGUCUGCUGAAGGAAUGGAUGGCAAAGUAUCCAACCGAUGCAGUCCUUUUGCAACCCUUAAUAACGGAUUACGAGUAUAUCAAUGCCAAUAUUGAAGAAUAUGGUCGUAUGCUAGAGCGUUCCGUAUCCGUGGUUAUAUCUGUUGUUCAGAUAUUCGAAGUUCGAUGGGCAUUCACCGAAACAACUAACAUCACACGUCUGACAAUUCUAGCACUCAUUUUCUUCCCACUGAGCUAUAUCUCUAGCUUGUUCAGUAUGAACCCGAGCAACGCGCCAGGGAGUUCUCAUUUUUUUUCGUGUACUUUGCAGUCGCAAUACUAG